CCAUUUUUUUCCAUUUAAAUCAACAACCAUUAUUCUCAAUAUUGGAGGUAUUUUCACAUUUCGGCGGAGGAAUUUCUCUUCUCGGUACAGGAUUUUGGAUCAAGUAUCAAGGCUUCGUUCCCCCAUCAUUGUUUCUAGUUUCUUGCAGUUGUGUUGGAUUAGUUUUACUCGCAUUCCUUCCAUCCACGAAUAUCGUCUCAAAAUAUCAUGAGAAUGAAGACUCAGUCAAUUUAUUAACAACGAAUAGAAAGGAAGAGCCCGAGCUAAAUUCUACAACAAAAACUAAGUUGGGCAUCUGGAUACAAACGAAAAUCUUUUGGAAAAUAUGUUCAAGUGAUAAAAGCGUAUGUCAUAUUUGUAUACAAGGAAAUACUAAAUUGUGUUCGCACGCUGGAAAUAUACACAAGGGCCGUGUAUGGAGAUUGUGGUUCUAUAUCAUCGCUUAUGCGUUGUAUAUGUUUGUGGUAAACGGAAUUGAACUUUUUCGAACGAUGUUCUUCAUUUCUCGACCAAUUUGUUUUACUCCAGAACUUGUCGGAGCCCAGAAUAGUCUCGACGCUUCGUCCAUUAUUUUCUCAAUAUUUCUGGUCAUUUUUUAUGAAAAUGUACUUCACAUGGAAAGUCAGGCAAUAUUGAUAACUGCAAUGUUCGCUCGUUUUACUACGUCGCUAUUGAUGUUUUGCUCGAACGAAGCUACUCUUAUAUUUAUUGCUACCAGUAUCGGCUCGUUCAGUAAUAUAACGUCACCAUAUUUGAGAGGAGGGAUAUCAUCACUAGUAUCAUCAUUCGAACAAGGAUCGGUUUUUGCUUUGCUGUCUUUUGUCAAUGGAAUUAUCGGGAUAUUCACCCCAAUUGUUGUUUUGACUUUAUAUCCAGCAACUCUCGCUAUCUCCUACUCAUUUAUAUGGAUUGUGAUGGCAUCAAUACUAUGUUGUCCACUGAUUCUAAUGACAAUCGUAUGGAUAGCGGAUAAGAAGCGGACAGACUCAACAAAUAAAUGAAGAUAAAAAUUCGCAGCUACUCAUUUUAUCGUGAUUUGUUGCACCCUUUAUCUGUUGUUCAAGUUUUCUGUUGCUACAGGAAAUAUGAUAAAAAGUUCAAAUAAGCAAACAAUAAUAAAAUUAAACUUGCGAACAUUACAGCACAUCUGUAUUUUUUUUGUUUUGCUAAUAACCCAAACGUAUGCGAACAGCUGUAUAGCAUCAACAUCAAUUAUUUUUUAAUAAUCCAGUAUAGACCUUAUUCAUUAAAAACCCAUCCUACGCGCAAAAAGAAAAGUGAUUUAAAAAAACAAUUUUAACAUUAGCUCUUAUGGGGAAUGUGA
Molecule: messenger RNA, 1324 nt
Organism: Styela clava
Lineage: Eukaryota; Metazoa; Chordata; Ascidiacea; Stolidobranchia; Styelidae
Source: RefSeq, a predicted model, not a curated record